CACCUCGUAGCGUUAAUCUCACACCCCGAUCCCCUUCAAAUCCGCCGGCCGACGCACCCCUCCCCCGGACGCCGCACAGGUGCAGCUCCCAAUCCCGAGGCGAGCCGAGGCCCAAACCCUAGCACCCGGGAGCUAUGGCGCGCCCGAGGGCUAAGAAGCGCACGGCGGCCGAGGCGGCGGCCACUGAUUCAAGCAAGCCGGAGGCGGCGGCGAAGGAGCCGGCGGCGGCCAGGCGAGGGCGGGGGAAGCGCGUCAAGGCGGCGCCGCCUAGGCCCGAGGACUACUUCCCCGAGAAGAGGAACCUCGAGGAUCUGUGGCUAUCAGUUUUUCCUGUUGGCACUGAGUGGGAAAACAUUGAUAAGAUAAAGGAAUUCAACUGGAACUUUGAAAACUUAGAGAAAGCAUUAGAAGAUGGGGGGGAACUUUAUGGGAAGACAGUAUAUGUGUUUGGAAGCACUGAGCCUCAGCUUUUGUAUGUUAAUGGUGAAUCGAAGAUAGUCCUUAUACCAGUUAUAGUUGUUGUAGAUUGCCCUUUCCCUCCAUCAGAUAAGAUUGGCAUUAAUUCAGUCCAAAGGGAAAAUGAAGAAAUACUGCCAAUGAAGGCCAUGAAGAUGGCAUGGGUGCCUUAUGUUCCCCUUGAGGACCGGCUCAGCAGGAUUGAUAGCUUGAAAACAAAAAUAUUCAUUCUCAGUUGCACCCAGCGAAGGUCUGCACUAAAGCAUCUGAAAACCGAGAGAGUCAAGAAGUUUGACUACUGCAUGCCCUAUUACAUGCCAUUGCAACCUAUUGAAGAUGAAGAUGACACAGUUAUCAAUUUCUUAUAUCCUCUAGAGCCACCGAUAGUUGAUGACUUCGACUGGGAAAUGGAUGAUUAUGAGGAUUUUGCUGAUCAGAAAGUUAAAGAUGAGCUCCUGCCGGAGGAUGAGAAAGAAAGAUUUAAGGAAUUUUUGAAGGAGAAGGUUAGAGAAAGGAAGAGGGAACUGAAACAGGCUAAAGAAGCCAGGAAGAAAGCCAUCGAUGAUAUGGAUCCUAAGAAAAAAGAGGCAUUUGAAAAUAUCAAAUUUUACAAGUUUUAUCCUGUGAAUACCCCGGACACACCAGAUGUUGACAGUGUAAAGUCAAAGUACAUCAACAGAUAUUACCGGAACACACAUUAUCUGAUCUAGGCAUUCCGGAUCUUACAUGUUUGGAUGUUAGGUGAGCUUGUCAUUGGUUGGGCUAUCCAAAUUGAAGAGUUGAUUCCAGAAAAUUUUGAAACUGGGGGCGAUCAGCUUGGCGACAUCUUCAAAUGUGGUCUCUUAUGGACCCACAGACCAUUGUUGCAUCUGAAGCCUGUUGUGCACUUGUGCUGGAUCGAAGGGUAGUGCCUCUUGUCUGAUGGUCUGGGGGCGAUCAGCUUGGCGACAUAUUCAAAUGUGGUCUCUUAUGGACCCACAGACCAUUGUUGCAUCUGAAGCCUGUUGUGCACUUGUGCUGGAUUGAAGGGUAGUGCCUCUUGUCUGAUGGUCUGGAACAGUUUUUGAAGGCUUCCUUAGUUGUUUGUCUUUUGCUUUCUUGGAGCUGAUUAAGCUUAGCUUGCGACCUUGGGUUCCUACAGUUCACCUCGAUGAACUAAACAUCUGUGUUUGGCCAAGGAAUGGUGAUAUGUUGGUUCUAGGAUCAGUUCCAUUGUUCUGACAAAGGCUAAUGGAUUCUUUUUGAUUGAAUUGGUAGUCAGUAACAUUUCUUUGUGCCCCAAUCUGGAAUUGAAACUGCUGAGUGAGCAUCUUGGAUGAAAAUGCAGGAUUUUGUUCGCUGCAAUGUUUGCUAACUUGCUUCAGUAGUAGAUGGCAUCACUUGCCUCUGUUCAAAGUUUUCUUGAGUGAAAAGGUUCUGUAGAUUCUUGUUUACUGCAUUGGUAAUCUCUGUUCCAUCUCUUGUGCCGCAAUGUCUGAACUCUGAACUGAUACUGCAUAGUGCCAGUGGCCAUCUUGUGAUGACAAAUGCAGGGUUUUGGUAAGAAA
Molecule: messenger RNA, 2003 nt
Organism: Panicum virgatum (switchgrass)
Lineage: Eukaryota; Viridiplantae; Streptophyta; Magnoliopsida; Poales; Poaceae
Product: protein HEAT INTOLERANT 4-like
Exons: 14
Coding region: 135-1166 (343 amino acids)
Biological process (GO): regulation of cellular response to heat
Source: RefSeq, a predicted model, not a curated record